Molecule: messenger RNA, 855 nt
Organism: Aspergillus clavatus NRRL 1
Lineage: Eukaryota; Fungi; Ascomycota; Eurotiomycetes; Eurotiales; Aspergillaceae
Product: putative integral ER membrane protein Scs2
Exons: 7
Coding region: 1-855 (284 amino acids)
Biological process (GO): endoplasmic reticulum membrane organization
Cellular component (GO): plasma membrane; endoplasmic reticulum membrane
Molecular function (GO): FFAT motif binding
Source: RefSeq, a predicted model, not a curated record
AUGUCCAUUCUUCUCGAGCCGCCAGAGUUGGCCUUCAGACGCCCUUUCGAUCGCGAGGUCUGCGAGGUCUUACAUCUGAGCAAUUCAAAUGCCGAGCCUGUUGUGUUCAAGGUUAAAACAACCGCCCCGAAGCACUACUGCGUGCGCCCGAAUUCAGGACGGAUAGAACCGGGGAAGAGUGUGGAUGUUCAUGUGCUGCUCCAGGCCAUGAAGGAAGAGCCUGCGUCCGACGCCAAAUGCAAAGACAAGUUCCUGGUUCAGACCGUCGCCGUCACUGGUGAUCUAGAGUUUUCGAAUGUUUCGUCCAUUUUCGAGAAAGCUUCCAAAUCUGCCAUUCAGGAGCGCAAGAUUCGAGUGAACUGGCUACCCGCCGAUGCCCCAAGUGCCGAACAGACUGCAGAGACAAAUGGAAUUAGCGUAUCCGAAGAAGAACCUCCUGCCUAUACCUCCCCUGGUGCGAACUACCAGACUCCUGCGGUUGGAGUUUCCAGCAAAACCACCAAUGACACGUCACCUAUCCCACCGCCAGAUUUCAGAGAAAAGCCCAAGCGGGACCCCUUGGCCCAACAAUCAAAUGAGACUUCGACCACGUCUGCGAAGAAUACCGCAUUGGGCAUUCCGACUUCGGCUGAUGAUUUGAAGGCGCAACUUUCCGAGGCUACUGCUCAGAUUCACAAACUCAAGGAGAGACUUGCGGAUCAGGGACUGCGACAAAGGAAGAUUGGAGGUGAAACCGAAAAGACUGCGCCCACGAUGCAACAACAGCACCCUCAGUCCGCCGAGGCAGGUGUGCCAGUGCAGGUCGUCGCUGGACUAUGUCUGUUGAGUUUCUUGAUUGCCUACUUCUUCUUCUAA